ACUUGAAACUCGCAACAUUUAAUGUGAUAUUAUUUUUGUGACUGGGCUAGGCAACCAAAACAACAUUUUCUCUUGAGAUGGCGCUGCAGCUUGCACGUAAUGCAGAGCCAGUGGAAAACGUUGAAGUGUAUGUGAUGUUUGUGAAUACCACAAAUCGAAUAGUAAAUUUAUAUUGGGUGCGAAGAAACGAAGAGCGAAGAAACGUAUAUUCGGAAAAUAUAGAACUAACGUUGAAGCCAAAGCAAGAAGUCAGAGUAAACACCUACAGCUCACAUACAUGGUUUUUCCGGGACUACUUCACCGGUGAGCGCAUGCAUGUUAGAGCCAAGCCGCUGUUUUUUCCCAUACGGAUUCGCCUGCCCAAAAGAGAACAGCCGGACGUGCUCUGCGAUGUGCGAAGUAGAGUUUCAAUACACUUCCCAGUGCGCACACUACGAGAGAACUGCUUGUGGCUGAUUGUCAAGUGGCUGAGUAGCUCGAGCGACUCAGCAGCCAGAGAAUUAAUCAACAGGUUUCAAAUACCUUAUACAUUGAAGCAACAGCUGCGACAUCUAUUAAACUGUAUCCUUAACUAUCGCUGCAUAACGGAGCCCAUAAUUUGAUAAUCAACUGUUGUUGUAGUUAAAAGAUACUUGUAUGUAUAGCGGGGAAUUAAGAUUGCCAAGUUUAAUUACCAAAUAAUUUAAUAGGACUUUUGAUUGAUUUUGUAUUAUUUUACUUAUUUACAAAUUGGCUUGCGAAUUUUCGUUUACAUGUUUCCUAC
Messenger RNA from Drosophila busckii, 763 nucleotides. It is a transcript of the gene Vhl, whose product is annotated as protein Vhl. The record is from RefSeq and is a predicted model, not a curated record. The transcript has a single exon. Lineage: Eukaryota; Metazoa; Arthropoda; Insecta; Diptera; Drosophilidae. Bases 78 to 602 code for a protein of 174 amino acids.